Prorocentrum cordatum is the source of this 909-nucleotide messenger RNA. The record is from the annotation of a GenBank genome assembly. Lineage: Eukaryota; Dinophyceae; Prorocentrales; Prorocentraceae.
GGCAAGUCCGACACCAAAGCUGACCUCUGUCGUCGGGGACGGUGGCCCAGAGUCCCCAUGGUUGUCCGCGAGUUGUCCUGUGGUUGUCCCGUGGUUGUCCCGCGCGGUAGCUCGUAGUUGUUGUGUGUCUGUCUUUCAGGGGCAUGAGGACCCGCCGCGUUGCACCCAGGAGCUUUCCAGCGGCUCCCCAACUGCUCCCACACGCCUCUUCGUGCCCGUUUUGGCUCGCGCUAGCUUGCCUCCGGUUGGCUUUCACAGAGUUUUGAACCUCAUCCGCACACUCCGUACACUCACACCUACCGCAGCCAAAUUGUUCCAUUCGUCUCACAGAUGGCGCAUGCCAUUUUGAUCGCCAGCUUGGUCGGGGCCAGCGGCGUGGCCAGCCUGGCCUCUGCAGUUGACCUCGGGCUGAUGCAGAUGUCGACUGCUGCUGAUCCGAAGUCGUGGAUUUGCAUGCUGAACAGCGAUGCUACGGCUGAUGAGGUGAAAACAUUGUGCAAUGAGUUCCAGAACCCGUUCUGUACUGGAACUGAAGAAUGCCCGCCAGGAGCAAAAUGUCCAGAGAAGUUCGUGCAUGGCUUCUUGACAGAGGCAGAUAAGGACGCGAUCAUGGCCAAGUACCCCGCGCUCGUGGUCAUAUGCGAAGAGGACCCGUGCUGGAAGAAUACCACCUCAUUGGGGGAACAACGAGAUAUUGAUACUGCAAUCCCCUAACCUUUCUCCCAUUAUGUGCUAUGACCAGGGUUCCGAGGCGAAUCCAGCCGUGGCGACGAGGGCUUCCAAGGAUGCCCAAAGAGGUGUGAAUGAGGGGUGAGUGUAGAUAUCGGUAUCUAUUUCUCUCUGAGCCAUGUUUCCAGUUGAAGGUGCAAACUGUCUCCUGCGAUCGCCGACUGGUCUCGACGAGCCCCC